AUGGGAAUACUUCUGUUCUAUCUCAUUGGACAAGCAGCAUAUUUGAUUAAACGAAAAUACUUUAAUAACAAGGAUAAAAGCCUACCAUAUUCAUCUUCUUCAUCAUAUAGCAUCAUGGAAAAAUCAAACUCGCCAAAUGCUCACCAUUGGGCCAGCUCAAUUGUCAACUCUGGCCCAAUUUCAAUCAUUGCAUACUGUUUAUCGUCCAUCUUGAUGACAGUUACCAACAAGUUUGUUGUUUCCGGGUUAAAUUAUAAUCUCAAUUUUCUCCUUUUAUCGAUUCAGUCGAUUGUUUGUGUGGCCACUAUUGCUACUUUGAAAAGCUUGAACAUCAUCACUUAUAGACCCUUCAAUAAAGAAGAAGCUAAGAAAUGGUUACCAAUUGUUGUUUUGUUGGUUGGUAUGAUUUACACUUCAACAAAAGCGUUGAAGUUCUUGUCGAUCCCCGUCUACACCAUCUUUAAGAACUUGACCAUCAUCUUGAUUGCUUAUGGGGAAGUCUUGUGGUUUGGCGGGAAAGUCACCACCAUGGCAUUAUCGUCAUUCUUGUUGAUGGUCUUUUCGUCGGUUAUUGCCUACUGGGGUGAUAACGCAGAAGUCAAGACGCACGAUGACCAAUGGGCCAUGUACUUGGGAUACUUUUGGAUGUUGACCAAUUGCUUUUCCUCGGCGGCAUUUGUCUUGAUUAUGAGAAAAAGAAUCAAGUUGACCAAUUUCAAAGAUUUCGAUACCGUUUACUACAACAACUUGUUGUCAAUCCCAAUCUUAUUGGUUUUGACCUUUGCAUUUGAAGACUGGUCUCCUGCCAAUUUGGAGAAAAACUUCCCCAGUGACAAUAGAACCGCCGUUAUUGUUGCCAUGAUUUUGAGUGGUGCCUCCACCGUGGCCAUCUCCUAUUGCAGUGCUUGGUGUGUGAGAGUCACUUCCUCAACCACUUAUUCCAUGGUUGGUGCUUUGAACAAGUUGCCAAUUGCCUUGAGCGGGUUGGUGUUUUUCGAAGCUGCUGUCAACAUUUGGUCGGUUUCGUCAAUCUUUGUUGGGUUCAUUGCUGGUUUGGUUUACGCCGUUGCCAAACAAAAGCAACAGAAAGAAGCCCAAACUUUGCCAACUACCAAGUAA
Molecule: messenger RNA, 1119 nt
Organism: Lodderomyces beijingensis
Lineage: Eukaryota; Fungi; Ascomycota; Pichiomycetes; Serinales; Debaryomycetaceae
Source: the annotation of a GenBank genome assembly